UGAAAUAACACAGGUUUUUCCCAGCGGGCGGCGGCCAGAAGUGGCACAGCCAGGGACCACAUUAGCAGCACUAGUAGCGUUACCCCAACGGGGGACGAAGCAACUUUUAGUUUUACACAAACCGGCUUUCGUCAGCGAUCACAUUGAUGUCGGUGUGCACGAGGUCCCUCGCGAGAUGCUGAAAGAGGCCGGCAUGAUUUUGCCAUCCGACGGUGGAUUUCUAUUGCCGACAAGAAAAGUAGAAGCGCGUGGCGCACCCGCUAUUGCGGUGGAGGGCAAGAGCUACUACACAACGACACGUCGAAGUGAAAAAGCGCCCAUUCACCAGCUGAGGUCGAGAAUGAAAUUGCUGCGACGUCCCUCUGCUAGUAAACGUUUCUCCGCCGAUGAUAAAGAAGCUACUUUAGUGCAG
Messenger RNA from Amoebophrya sp. A120, 412 nucleotides. NCBI's taxonomy places the organism in Eukaryota, Dinophyceae, Syndiniales, Amoebophryaceae. The record is from the annotation of a GenBank genome assembly.